Molecule: messenger RNA, 950 nt
Organism: Pimephales promelas (fathead minnow)
Lineage: Eukaryota; Metazoa; Chordata; Actinopteri; Cypriniformes; Leuciscidae
Source: RefSeq, a predicted model, not a curated record
GUCCAGCAGCUUCAUUCACUGUGUUGCGAACUGUUGAAGAAAAUGUUUAUUUUCAUCUUUUUGUGCUGGAGUCUGUCUGGAGUGUUUGGUGUUGAUGCCGUGAAGUCAGUGUCAGUGACUGAGGGAGAAUCUGUCACUCUAAACACUGAUACUGAAAUACAGACAGGUGAACUGAUAAUGUGGAGAACUGGACACAACAGUCUCAUAGCUAAAAUCAAAGGAAAUAUCUUUGAGAGAUUCAGAGACAGACUGACACUGAAUGAGAAGACUGGAUCUCUGACCAUCACAAACACCAGAACCACAGACUCUGGACUUUAUAGAGUCAUCAGCACCAGAUCAAAGAUGCCGCUCAACACAUUCAAUCUUACCGUCUACGCUCGCCUGCCUGUUCCUGUCAUCAGCCAUUCUUCAAAACAAUCAUCAUCAUCAUCAUCAUCAAACUGUUCAUUGCUGUGUUCAGUGUUGAAUGAGAGUGAUGCGACUCUCUCCUGGUACGCAGGAAUGAGUGUAUUGUCCAGCAUCAGUUUGUCUGAUCUCAGAGUCAAUCUCUCUCUUCCUCUGGAGAUUGAGUGUCUGGAUGAUGCGUACAGCUGUGUGCUCAACAAUACCAUCAGCAACCAGACCACACAUCUCAACACUGAACUCUGUCGGUCAUGUUCAGGUCCAGUCUCAGAGUCACUGAUAGUGCUGAUCUCUUCUUCUUCUGUUGCUGGAUCUCUGAUGAUAGUCGCUGCUGCUGUCGGGAUCUUCUGCAUCUGCAAGAAACACAGAAAAACAGACAGAGAAGUCCAGACCCGUGAUAGAGAGAUCACUUACGCUGAUCCGACAUUCUACAAAAGACAUAAAACGAGACAGAGUGCUGUUGAGAGUGAUGCUGUGGUGUACGGAGGAGUCAUGAGACGUUGAUCAACCCUUGAAUUACAGAGCAGGAGAAGAUUUACAUGUUCUCU